This is a messenger RNA of Melanaphis sacchari, 1866 nucleotides long. Its product is annotated as serine/threonine-protein kinase Chk2-like. The coding region runs from base 380 to 1795 and encodes 471 amino acids. Gene Ontology annotation, biological process: protein phosphorylation; mitotic DNA damage checkpoint signaling. Lineage: Eukaryota; Metazoa; Arthropoda; Insecta; Hemiptera; Aphididae. The record is from RefSeq and is a predicted model, not a curated record. The transcript is spliced from 8 exons. Gene Ontology annotation, cellular component: cytoplasm; nucleus. Gene Ontology annotation, molecular function: ATP binding; protein binding; protein serine/threonine kinase activity.
UGAUUUUAUGGAUACCAACGACUGUAGUUGAUAAAAAUUAAAAACACAAUAUUUAACGUGACUUUCUAACGAAACGCUUUAUGCUGGUUGGUACAUAAUAGCGUAUAACCCAUAGUGAUUUUUGAUUUAAAUAUUUUAAAUUGGUGUAAUCAUUGUUACACAUCCGUGAGUCCGCCUUGCUACCGUAGCAUCAUCUUCGAAAUUAAGAGUUCUAAUUAGCAAUUCGUCUAUGCGAUAUUUAAUCUUUUCCUAUGCAAGCAGUCACUGUGUAGUUUCGAUAGUUGUUUUUUAACUUGUAUAAUCUGUUAUUGUUAUACGACAUACGUACCAUAGAAAGGUACCCUACUAUUAUACCCUUAAUGAAAACAUAGGAUCAAUUAUGGGUGACUUAGAAGUGCUGACUCCACUGAUAAAUAGCCAAGAUUCACUGUACACUCAGGAUCAAAUAUCUGUACCAGAGAAUACAAAUGCGUGGGGGCGCUUAUAUCCAGAGAAUGAAUAUUUAAAAAUUGAAGACCUAGUGAAGGAUAACUACAAUGCUGGUCGUCAAACUAAUGAUGUUGACUUUCAAUUUACAAAACAAUGCUUUAGUUUAAAAGUAAUGAAUCAUAUCAGCAAGAUUCAUUUCACUAUAAAUCGUGAAAAGAUUGGGACUUUAGAUCAUGUAGUGUUUAUUACAGACUCAAGUGCAAAUGGUACAUUUUUAAAUGGCGAAAAAAUAGGAAAAGACAAUCGUUGGAUUUUAUCAAAUAAUGACAAAAUUUCCAUUGUUUCUAAAACUAAUUAUGUGUAUACAUUUACUGAUAAACGUUCAGAUUAUUUAAAUUGUCCACAAAAGGUUAUGGAAAAAUUUGCUGUUUUUGGUGUAUUGGGUAGAGGAACUUUUGGUGAAGUCAGAUUAGCUUUUGAAAAAAAAACUUCAAAAUGCUUUGCAUUGAAAAAAGUGAAUCGAGAGAAUUGUAUUGUGUUAAGGGAACCAGAUAUUUUAUCAAGCUUAUCUCAUGUAAUUCCAAAUAUUGUUAACAUGGAAAAUUUUAUUGAUACUACUGAUGCGAUUUAUAUUACUUUGGAAUACAUGCCUGGAGGAACUUUAAAGCAACUAAUAGAAAGUACAAAACGCUUAAAAGAAUUUGAAUCCAAAAUAAUUUUGUAUCAAGUUGCUCGGGCUGUUCAGUACUUACAUAAUAGAUCAAUUGCUCACAGAGACCUUAAGCCAGGAAACAUUCUACUCUCCAAUAAGUCUCCUCUAAGUGUUGUGAAAUUGGCUGAUUUUGGUCUAUCUAAGAAAGUAACUGAAAAUACACAUUUGAAAACAUUUUGUGGUUCAUUAGCAUACCUUGCUCCAGAAGUAUUUUCAAAUAGAAGAAUCGUAACUCAAUCAUGUAUUAAAUACACUAAUAAAGUAGAUGCAUGGAGUUUUGGUGUUAUUUUGUACGAAUGUUUAAGUGGUUAUAAACCUUUUGUUGGUGAUCAUAUUGAAGAAAAGAUUAUUAAAGGAGUAUAUAAUUUAUCUAAACUUAAAUGCUUUAACACUUCAAAUGUUGCACAAGAUAUUAUCAAGCAGUUGUUAAUAGUUGAUUACAAUAUGAGGUUUGAUUUUGAUAAAAUAUUGAAACACAUUUGGUUUGAAAAAGAUAUUCUUAUGAAGGAGAAAGUUGGUAAUCUCAUUGCUGAAUUUUCAAAUAGCUUAAAGACAAGUAAUACGUUUUCAUCAAACAAAGAAAAUGUCACAAAAAGAAUUAAGUUUUGUCCUUGCCUUGCGCAAGACACUUGUUCUGAAUCUGUACGUACCUGAAUAGAUUUAAUUAUAUAAGUUAUAAAAGAAUUAUAAUUUUUUUUUUUUAUAUUACUAUGAAUUAUUAUUAA